Messenger RNA from Exophiala xenobiotica, 1312 nucleotides. RefSeq lists its product as uncharacterized. Bases 80 to 1105 code for a protein of 341 amino acids. The record is from RefSeq and is a predicted model, not a curated record. The transcript has 2 exons. NCBI's taxonomy places the organism in Eukaryota, Fungi, Ascomycota, Eurotiomycetes, Chaetothyriales, Herpotrichiellaceae.
UUUAAACAAUUCUCUCAUCCACCGACUGAGAACCCGUCCAUGGUCAACGUCCUGUCUCAGUUAUGCUUCCUCCAUUCAGAUGACCUCCAAGCUAAUGCGCAAGCUCCAAUCCUCCGCGCACUGUCCAGCUGCCUCAUGGACUAGCAGACAUGACUUGAGAGUCCGGGUCUUUUGCCGGCAUAAAUCUUCCGCAGCUGGCAGCCAUCCUUUGCGACAGGUACCGCCUAGGAGAUACCUGGCUCAAGUCAGACCUGAACCUAUCUCGGAAGUAUGGUUUACUGCCGCUUCGCCCCGAUUCGGCCCUGCGGACGAGUUGCUCGACUCUCCACCAGGGAAUAAUGCAGACCAUCAACCGCCAAAUGAACGACUACUGAAACUAGGAAAGACAUUAAGAACACUAUCUCCCCUCCUGCCUGACAUCCUCACGAAACCGCUCCCGCAAGAACUGUUGUCUCCAGACGUCUCACUCCAUCUCUUCCCCUCCACCCACCCCCAUCUACCCGCCGUUAAGGGAAGGGUUGCAUACCGAGCUGCUCUGUGGACAUCUCCAGUUGCAUGGGGAUGUGUGCCCAUUGUCGGCAAUGUCAAACUGAAAAUUGUAUCUGAGAAGAUAGUCCGGACAGGGUAUGCAUUCUCGGGCCCUUCCGAAGAUCAGUCCACAGACCUAAGUGCAGAGAAGCUGGUGGUCCGGUGGAAGACCGAGCCUAAGCAAAAUGGUAACGGCAGCGGGUCGUCAAAUCUGUCGGCUUCAACUGCCACACAAACCAACGAGAUGUCUCACGGCGGCAUAAAUCGGGGUCUAUCAAAGCUCCUUGGAGGUGACAAACGGAUCUUCAACCUCAACAAGGGCGAUGAUUUCGCCGGCCUGUUCAUCUUCACAUUCGAUUCCGAGGGUCGGAUCGCCAGCCACACCAUCGAACAUGCAGACGAGGAUAGCGGAUUCGACAAGACCAGCAAGGUGGUGACACUGACGGACUGGCUCCUAGGCAAAGCUCGUUGGGGUCGAACCAAAGAGAAAGAGGAAGAGCUAGUGCCCGGUCUCGCAAUGAGAGUGUGCAGGGAAGAGUGGGAUUUAAGCAGACGGCUUGGACACGGCCACAGAUGAACAGUAAGACCUCUCCUCAAACCCUGUCAUGCUGCACAUACAAAGCGCAAGUCUUGGGAUUUCGAAGGCGAGUUGUACGAAAACACCAAAGGAGCAGCCCUUUUGUCUAUGGUUGCUUGUAUUGAUACCCUCCUCCACUCCGUGGAAUGACUUGAAUGAAUAAUACAGAUAUCGUAUCCUGAAAUCUCCAAGCCAAUAAGCUCAUCC